AUCCGGAAAAUGAUGGAGGACGCUACUAACAGUAAUCCUCAAUCUCUUGGAUUUACAGAUAAAUUAAAAUCAUGGCUUUCAUGGUCAUGGACGUACAUAUGCGGGAUUUGGUUUGUUAUGGUUUUGACCAUGAUAUAUAUUCUGAGGAGCCCUCUGAAACUGCAAGAUACGCUCACCUCAGCGUCUGUGUUCCUGAAUACCCUGACCCCUAAGUUCUAUGUGGCACUCACUGGAACAUCGUCCUUAAUUUCCGGUUUAAUUCUGAUAUUUGAGUGGUGGUACUUCCGGAAGUAUGGUACCUCCUUCAUCGAGCAGGUGUCUGUCAGCCACCUGCGCCCUCUGCUCGGGGGGGGGGAGAGCAGCUCCUCCACUGGGCUGUUCUCCUCCGUGAAUGGAGAACCAGAGCCCAGGGCCAGUGUCUCAGAGUGCAAGGUCUGGCGGAAUCCUUUAAACCUGUUCAGGGGAUCUGAAUACAGCAGGUACACCUGGGUGACAGGGAAGGAGCCUCUGACGUACUAUGAUAUGAACCUGUCGGCUCAAGACCACCAGACCUUCUUCACUGGAGACACCCAGCAGCUGAAGCCAGAGGACACAGUGAUGCAGAAGGGCUGGAGAGAGAGGAGUCCACAGGCCCGGAUCAGAGCAGCGUACCAGGCCAUCGAGCUCAACCAUGAGUGUGCUGCUGCGUAUGUUCUCCUGGCUGAGGAGGAAGCUGCUACCAUCACAGAGGCUGAGAGGCUGUUUAAACAGGCCCUGCGGAGCGCUGGUAAAGAUAUCAACUUACUAGUAUAUAUCAAACGAAGGCUGGCUAUGUGUGCUCGCAAGCUGGGCCGGAUAAAGGAAGCGGUGAAGAUGAUGAGAGAUUUAAUGAAAGAGUUCCCUCUGUUGGGGAUGUUAAAUAUACACGAAAACCUCCUGGAGGCGCUGUUAGAGCUUCAGGCGUACGCGGACGUGCAAGCAGUCCUCGCCAAAUACGACGAUAUCAGCUUGCCAAAGUCCGCUACGAUAUGCUACACAUCCGCUCUGCUGAAAGCCCGGGCUGUCUCAGAUAAGUUUUCACCAGAGGCAGCCUCCAGGAGGGGUCUGAGCACAGCAGAGAUGAACGCUGUGGAAGCCAUACACAGAGCUGUGGAGUUCAACCCACACGUGCCAAAGUACCUGCUAGAGAUGAAGAGCCUGAUCUUGCCUCCAGAGCACAUCCUGAAGCGAGGGGACAGCGAGGCCGUGGCCUACGCCUUCUUCCACCUGCAGCACUGGAAGAGAGCGGAGGGAGCCCUCAACCUGCUGCACUGCACCUGGGAGGGCACUGCUCCAGCUUUCCGGAUCAUUCCCUACCCCCUGGAGAAGGGGCACCUGUUCUACCCCUACCCUGGCUGCACAGAGUCAGCCGACAGAGAGCUGCUUCCCUCCUUCCACGAGGUGUCGGUGUACCCUAAGAAGGAGCUCCCCUUCUUCAUCCUGUUCACGGCCGGCCUCUGCUCCUUCACCGCCAUGCUGGCCAUGCUCACACACCAGUUCCCAGAGCUCAUGGGGGUCUUUGCCAAAGCAUUCUUCAGCACUCUCUUCGCACCGUUGGGCUUCUUUGCUGACAAGAUGGAGAGCCUCAUGCCGUCCGGCUUCUGGCACCAGCUGACUCUAGUCUGACCCCAUCGCACACACACACACACACACACACACUCCAGCUCCACAGAGGAAAAGAGGGUUGGUUCUCCUGUCUUUAGCAUGAACGUUCGUGUUACUGUGUUACUGAUGAUGUUGGCUUGCGUCAUAUCAACACUGCGACGCACCCAUGAGACCCUCCCCACUGUUAAAGCAGACUCAGUAAACAUCUACCACAUACAACUCAGAAGGACUGCGAGGACUCGUUCAUUUCUUUUAACUUAAGGAAACUCUGAAUGGGAUGCUGACCCUGUUUAAACCAUCUGGAGGUCUCCAAAGCCAGCCAACAUCUGGAGGCGGGAUUUAUUGAUUGGUUAGAUGCUGAGCCAGUACUGGUCAGAACAUCAGUGUGGUUGAUAAAGCUGGCGGCCACCUUGGACUCAUGUCCUUCUAAGCCCUGCUACCUCUGCUGUGAUGUCCCACAGCUACAGCCUGAGUCACUGGAGUGACUGACUGGACAGACAAGGACACAGAGGUGAUGGCAGAGAAAGACAGGAAGAAAGGGUGAGACGGAGAGAGAGAGAUGGAGAGAGACAG
Hypomesus transpacificus is the source of this 2196-nucleotide messenger RNA. RefSeq names its product suppression of tumorigenicity 7 like (gene st7l). Lineage: Eukaryota; Metazoa; Chordata; Actinopteri; Osmeriformes; Osmeridae. The coding region runs from base 10 to 1644 and encodes 544 amino acids. The record is from RefSeq and is a predicted model, not a curated record. Gene Ontology annotation, molecular function: protein binding. The transcript has 15 exons.